AUGUUAUCAAAUAGAACGUUCAACAAAUUAACAAAUAAUGAUGAUAUUACAACGGAUUGGUGCACAAGCGAAUUUAUAACGGAAUGUUUAUGUUGGCAUAAUGUUUACAGGCAACAUCAUAAUUCACCACCAUUGACUUUAAGCCCUGAAUUGUGUAGCUAUGCUCAAGAAUGGGCCAACACAUUAGCACACAUGAAUAUAUUUUUCUAUAGGCCUGAUGCAAAAAAUAUUGGACAAAAUAUUUAUUGUAGGCUAAAUGUUAAAGAACCAGGAGAUGUAACUGGACAAGAGGUGGCUUGGUAUUGGUAUAAGGCAUUCAGACAGUAUAAUUUUAUGGGAAAACCUAAUUUGUUGCAUACUAAUUCCAAUGCAGGUCAUUUUACACAACUUAUUUGGGCAAGUAGUUGUGAUAUUGGAAUAGGAAUUGCAAGGAGCAGAAGUGGAAAAGUUAUGGUUGUUGCUAAUUAUCGUCCACCUGGAAAUAUAACAGGACAAUUUAAAAAAAAUGUUUUCCUUCCAACGGAUGAAGAUGAAAAAUUUUUGAAAAUCAGACAUUGA
Pediculus humanus corporis (human body louse) is the source of this 558-nucleotide messenger RNA. RefSeq names its product Ves G 5 allergen precursor, putative. Bases 1 to 558 code for a protein of 185 amino acids. Lineage: Eukaryota; Metazoa; Arthropoda; Insecta; Psocodea; Pediculidae. The record is from RefSeq and is a predicted model, not a curated record. The transcript is spliced from 3 exons. Gene Ontology annotation, cellular component: extracellular region.